Strongylocentrotus purpuratus (purple sea urchin) is the source of this 6018-nucleotide messenger RNA. RefSeq lists its product as uncharacterized. The coding region runs from base 1 to 6018 and encodes 2005 amino acids. The record is from RefSeq and is a predicted model, not a curated record. Gene Ontology annotation, molecular function: protein binding. The transcript is spliced from 5 exons. NCBI's taxonomy places the organism in Eukaryota, Metazoa, Echinodermata, Echinoidea, Camarodonta, Strongylocentrotidae.
AUGGGGGUGAAUACUGAUGGCGAGGAGAUUGAUCCAGGAUCAACAAUAACAGACGGACUGGAACUCACUGAGAAAGCUUGCGAGUUUGUUCAUCAACAUGAAAAUGAGGAGAGUCUCCCUCAAGACGCUGAUUGUGACGUAGGAAUUCAGGGUCAGAAACCGGUUGAUGGACCAAGGAUACCACGGAUCUCAUCACUGCAACACAUACGACCACAGCAGACAUCAGCUGUCUUGAAUACUGAACACGAUGAAACGCAGGAAGAGCAUACAGAUGGAGAGAGAAAUGUAUCUUCUAAUACGCCUACAUCACAACGACAUGACGCAGAUAUAGAGGACGAAAAUACAGAGCUGUCACACGGCGCUCUUGUAGAUUUGAAUACCAACACAUCUGCUGAUGACAAGUGCCUCAAAUUGGAAGAAUGCACAUUUUCUAUGCAGCCAGGAGAAAUCAUGGAAAUCUUAGAGCCUGAUACCAAUGAUGAUUGGGAUGCAAUGUAUAACGCACUACUGAAUGAAAUAUCUCCGAGUGAUGCAAGUGCGUUCAAACUAGAACUACCAUUCAACCCCGACAUAGAACAGAUGGAUGCGGAAGGAUACACACAGCUCUACAGGGCAGCUUUUGAAGGUCAUCUCGAAAGUGUUGAUGAUCUCAUUUCACGGGGAGCAAACCCAAAUAACCCAAGUCAGGAUGGACUCCGUCCUCUUCACGCAGCGGCUCAUGAAGGUCAUGCACAAAUUGUUGACGUCCUCAUCCUGCAGGGAGCAGACGUAAUUGUUGAGUGUGACUUGGGUCAGACACCUCUUCAUAAAGCGGCUGCAAGAGGUUAUGUUGACAUCUUAGAGAGCUUCAUUGCAGACGAACCUAACGUGAACAUGGAAGAUCACACAGGAUGGGCUCCAUUCAAUGCUGCCGUUCAGUAUGGCCAUCUAGAAACCGUCAAAUAUCUCAUGACUCAAGGAGCGAAGCAGAACAGAUAUGAUGGAAUGACUCCACUCUAUGCCGCAGCAAAAUUUGGUCAUUUAGACCUCGUCAAAUUCUUCAUUACCAAAGGAGCUGAUGUGAAUGAAGGAAAUGAAAAGGGGAAAAUUCCCCUCCACAGUGCAGCCGCUAGGGGUCACAUGAAAAUUGUGGAAUAUCUCAUUCAGCAAGGAUCCACUGUGAACAAGGGUGAUGCCAAGGGUUGGACGCCCUUCAAUGCAGCAGUCCAGUAUGGCCAUCUUGAAGCCGCCAAAUAUCUCGUGACUGAGGGGGCAAAGCAAAACAGAUAUGCUGGUAUGACCCCACUCUAUGUAGCUGCAGAAUGGGGUCAUUUAGACAUCGUCAAAUUCUUCAUAUCCAAUGGUGCUGAUGUGAAUGAAGAAGAUGAAGACGGGAUAAUUCCUCUCCAUGGUGCAGCUGCUUUGGGUCACUCGAAAGUCGUUCAAUAUCUCAUUCAACAAGGAUCCGAUGUGAACAAGAAAGAUAACACCGGAUGGACGCCAUUCAAUGCUGGCGUUAGGUGUAGUCUUCUAGAAGACACCAAAUAUCUCUUUCAUAAGAGAGCGAAACAGAACAGGUAUGAUGCAUUAAGCUUAGAUCAAUUUGAUCUCGACAAAGACCUCAUUUCUAAAGGAGGUAAUGUCAACGUAGAACAUUACGACGGGAUAAGUCCUCUUCACGAUGCAGCUGUUUUGGGUCACGUGAAAGUCAUGGAAUUUCCCAUUCAACAAGGGUCUGAUGUGGACAAGAAAGAGAACACUGGAUGGACAUCAUUUAUUGCUGCUGUUCAAGAGGGCCAUCGCGUAGCUGUCAAAUAUCUCAUAACUGAAGGAGCGGAAGAGAACAGAUAUGAUAAAAUCACCCCAUUUUGUGCAGCUGCAGAAUUUGGUCAUUUCGACAUCGUCAAAUCCAUCAUAUCCAAUGAAGUUGAUGUCGGCGAAGAAAAUGAAGAAGAGAUGAUUCCUUUCCUUGCUGCUGCUAUUUGUGGUAAUGCUGAAGUCAUUGAAUAUCUCAAUCAACAAGAAUCUGAUGAGAACAAGAGUGAUUCCGAGGGUAAUACAUUAUUAAAUGCUGAAGUUCACUAUGGCCAUAUAGAAGCUGUCAAAUAUGUCGUUACUGAAGGAGUAAAGAAGGACAGAUCCGCCAGAGAGAACCCGCUCAAUACCGCAGCAGGAUUUGGUCAUUUAGACAUCGUCAAAUUAAUCAUAUCCAAUGAAGUUGAUGUCGGCGAAGAAAAUGAAGAAGAGAUGAUUCCUUUCCUUGCUGCUGCUAUUUGUGGUAAUGCUGAAGUCAUUGAAUAUCUCAAUCAACAAGAAUCUGAUGAGAACAAGAAUGAUUCCGAGGGCUGGACUCCAUUCAAUGCUGCUGUUCAAAAUGGUCAUUCAGAGGCCUUCAAGCUCCUUCACGGCGCAGCUGCUCGGGGUCGCAUGAAAAUCAUUGAAUAUCUCAUUCAGCAAGGGUAUGAUGUAAACAAGGCAGACGCUAAAGGUUGGACGCCAUUCAAUGCUGCAGUUGGAUAUGGCCGUAAGGAGGCUGUUAAGUAUCUCGUAAGCAAAGAAGCUAAGCACAACAUGUGCCUUAGAAGGACCCCACUCUGUGCUGCAGCACGAUUUGGUGAUUUAAACAUGGUCAAAUUCCUCAUAUCCGAAGGAGCUGAUGUGAACGACGAAGAUGAAACAGGCGAGAUUCCUCUCCACGGUGCAGCUGCUCGAGACGCUACAGGUUGGACGCCAUUUUAUGCUGCAGUUCGAUAUGGCCGAUUAGACGCUGUCAAGUAUCUCGUGAAUAAAGGAGCAAAGCAGAACAUGUGUCUUAGAAGGACCCCUCUUUAUGCUGCAGCACGAUUUGGUUAUUUAGACAUCGUCAAAUUCCUCAUGUCCAAAGGAGCUGAUGUGAACGAAGAAGAUGAAACAGGGAAGAUUCCUCUCCACGGUGCAGCUGAUCGAGGCCACUUGGAAGUCAUGGAAUAUCUCAUUCAGCAAGGAUCGGAUGUGAACAAGGGUGAUGCCCAGGGUUGGACUCCAUUCAAUGUUGCUGUUCAAUACGGCCAUCUUGAAGCCGUCAAAUACCUCACGACUAAAGGAGCGAAGCAGAACAGAUGUGCUGGUAUGACCCCACUCUAUGCCGCAGCAAAACUUGGUCAUUUAAACAUCGUCAAAUUCUUGGUGUCCAAAGGAGCUGAUGUGAACGAAGAAGAUGAUGAAGAGAAGAUUCCUCUCCACGGUGCAGCUUCUCGAGGCCGCAAACAAGUCAUGCAAUAUCUAAUUCAGCAAGGAUCUGAUGUGAACAAGGAUGAUGCCAAGGGUUGGACACCAUUCAAUGCUGCCGUUCAAUAUGGCCAUCUAGGAGCUGUCAAAUACCUCACGACUAAAGGAGCAAAGCAGAACAGAUGUGCUGGUAUGACCCCACUCUAUGCCGCAGCAAAACUUGGUCAUUUAGACAUCGUCAAAUUCUUGGUGUCCGAAGGAGCUGAUGUGAACGAAGAAGAUGACAAAGGGGUGAUUCCUCUCCACGGUGCAGCUGCUCGAGGCCAUAUAGAGGUCAUGGAAUAUCUCAUUCAGCAAGGAUCUGAUGUGAACAAGGAUAAUGCCAAGGGUUGGACACCAUUCAAUGCUGCCGUUCAAUGUGGCCAUCUAGGAGCCGUUAAAUACCUCACGAGUAAAGGAGCAAAGCAGAACAGAUGUGCUGGUAUGACUCCACUCUAUGCCGCAGCAAAACUUGGUCAUUUAAACAUCGUCAAAUUCUUGAUGUCGGAAGGAGCUGAUGUGAACAAAGAAGAUGAUGAAGAGAAGAUUCCUCUCCACGGUGCAGCUUCUCGAGGCCGCAAACAAGUCAUGCAAUAUCUAAUUCAGCAAGGAUCUGAUGUGAACAAGGAUGAUGCCACGGGUUGGACACCAUUCAAUGCUGCUGUUCAAUAUGGCCAUCUAGGAGCUGUCAAAUACCUCACGACUAAAGGAGCAAAGCAGAACAGAUGUGCUGGUAUGACCCCACUCUAUGCCGCAGCAAAACUUGGUCAUUUAGACAUCGUCAAAUUCUUGGUGUCCGAAGGAGCUGAUGUGAACGAAGAAGAUGACAAAGGGGAGAUUCCUCUCCACGGUGCAGCUUCUCGAGGCCACAUGAAAGUCAUGGAAUAUCUCAUUCAGCAAGGAUCGGAUGUGAACAAGAAAGAUAACACUGGGUGGACUCCAUUCAAUGCUGCCCUUCAAUGUGGCCAUCUAGAAGCCGUCAAAUGCCUCAUGACUGAAGGAGCGAAGCAGAACAGGUAUGCUGGUAUGACUCCACUCUAUGCCGCAGCAAAACUUGGUUUUGUAGACAUCAUAAAACUCUUCAUUCACGAAGGAGUCGAUGUAAACGAGGAAAAUGAUACAGUACGGAUUCCUCUCCAUGGAGCGGCUAUCCACGGUGACACUGAACUCAUGAAAUAUCUCAUUCAACAAGGAUCUAAUGUAAACCAGAACGAUGCCAUGGGUUGGACUCCAUUGAAUGCUGCUAUUCAAUAUGGUCAACUCGAAGCUGUCCAAUACCUCGUGACUCAAGGAGCGAAGCAGAACAGAUAUGAUGGAAUGACCCCACUCUAUGCCGCAGCACAAUUUGGUCAUUUAGAUAUCGUCAAAUUCUGUAUAUCCAAUGGUGCUGAUGUGAAUGAAAAAAAUGACAAAGGGAUGCUUCCUCUCCAAGGUGCUACUGCUCGAGGCCACAUCGAGGUCAUGGAAUAUCUUAUUCAACAAGGAUCUGAGGGAAACAAGACCAAGGAUGAUGCCAAGGAUCGGACUACGUUUUUUGCUGCUGUUCAAAAUGGCCAUCUCGAAGCUGUCCAAUACCUCAUGACUGAAGGAGCGAAGCAGAACAGAUAUGAUGGCAUGACCCCACUCUAUGCCGCAGCAAAACUUGGUCUUUUAAACAUCGUCAAAUUCUUGAUGUCCGAAGGAGCUGAUGUGAAUGAAGAAAAUAAUAAAGGGAUGCUUCCUCUCCACGGUGCAGCUGCUCGAGGCCACAUCGAGGUCGUGGAGUAUCUAACCCAGCAAGGUUCUGAUGUCAACAAAAAAGAUUUCAGAGAGUGGACCCCAUUAGAUGCUGCAGUCAAAAACGGCCAUCUAGAAAUUGUCAAAUUUCUUAUGGCGAAAGGAUCAGAGGGUACCACGUUUGACGGAUUGACCCUACCUCACAUUGCAACACAAUAUGACCAUGCUGAGUUGGUAGAAUUUAUUGUUACCAAUGGAUAUGAUGUGAACGACAGAAGCGAAUGCGGCAAGUCCCCUCUUCAUGCAGCAUGUUAUGGAUGGUCACCACAUCAUGCCACUGCACAAGAAGAACGCCAAGAAAAUCACCUUACAUUGAAUGGAGCAGACAUGAACGCGAAGGACAUAGAUAGUUUGACACCCCUUCAGGCAGCUGUAAAUGCCGGCCAUGCCCAUGCAAUAGAAGUCAUCUCACCACAUAGAGGUGACCCGGAUCAAGAAGAAACAGGAGAUCCAAGAUCUGGAGGCCACCAUAAUCUCAUUAGCAAAGGAUAUGUGACGGUAUCACUGAAAAAUGCAGACACGCAGUCACGUAUAGGACAGUUAGCAUCUCAGGUAGAUAAUGGAGAGGAUGAGAAUGACUGCACUCAAGCUGAUAUUGCGAAGAGAGGAUCCGAUGAGCUCUCCUUGAAGUAUCUUUCCACGAGGACCCAUGAUGAUGAUGGUCAGGAGCACAAUCCUUUCAUUCAGGCUAAGCUGAAAUGUCCUGACAAAAGUGAAAAAGAUCCAAUGAUAUGUCUGAGAAAAGCAAUGAAGUGCCCAGUGCCAGGGGAAGGAGACACCAUAACACAUGGCACAGACCGCUCUUCCCCGCAUGGACCUCAGACAGGGCAAUACAGCGGAUUCGACCCACCCUUUCUACAAACCGUGGAGAGUGACAGUUGUCCGUCUAAAAGAUCGGAAUCUAGAUGUCACUCAUCAAUUGACGAAAACAGGCAAAUGAGAGAAUCUUCUUCACCGCUGAAUGCUGGAAAUGAUCUGACAACCAACGAAACAUCAGUAAAGCUUGAGAGGUACUAG